This is a messenger RNA of Mucor velutinosus, 2796 nucleotides long. RefSeq lists its product as uncharacterized. Gene Ontology annotation, cellular component: microtubule associated complex. Gene Ontology annotation, molecular function: microtubule motor activity; microtubule binding; ATP binding. Bases 1 to 2796 code for a protein of 931 amino acids. The transcript is spliced from 10 exons. The record is from RefSeq and is a predicted model, not a curated record. Gene Ontology annotation, biological process: microtubule-based movement; mitotic spindle organization; spindle elongation. Lineage: Eukaryota; Fungi; Mucoromycota; Mucoromycetes; Mucorales; Mucoraceae.
AUGUCUGGAAACAACAUCAAAGUUGUUUGUCGUUUCCGUCCUCAAAAUUCACUCGAAAACAGAGAGGGCGGUGUUCCUAUUAUCUCCAUCGAUGAUGAAGGAACCAACGUUCAGCUCAAGGGUGAAGCUACUAGCAAUUUUGCAUUUGACAAGGUGUUUGGUAUGAACACGCCUCAGAAGGAUGUGUUCGAGUACUCUAUCAAGAGCAUCGUUGAUGAUGUUACUGCAGGCUACAAUGGUACUGUAUUCGCCUAUGGUCAAACGGGUUCUGGUAAAACAUUCACCAUGAUGGGUGCUGAUAUUGACGACGAGAACACAAAGGGUAUCAUUCCUCGCAUCAUUGAACAGAUCUUUACAAGUAUCAAUGAUGCGCCGAGUAAUAUUGAAUUUACUGUCAAAGUGUCUUAUAUGGAAAUUUACAUGGAGAAAGUCAGAGAUUUGUUUAACCCAUCAUCCGAUAAUUUAGCCAUCCACGAAGAUAAAACGCGUGGUGUUUACGUCAAAGAUUUGUAUGAAAUAUACGUUGCCAAUACGGAUGAAGUGUAUCAAGCAAUGAAGAAUGGAAGUAGUAAUCGUGUGGUUGCUUACACAAACAUGAACGCUGAGAGUUCUCGAUCUCACUCUAUUGUGGUCAUCACCAUCACACAAAAGAACUUGGACACAGGUGCUGCAAAGAGCGGCAAGCUCUACUUGGUCGAUUUGGCUGGUUCAGAAAAAGUUGGUAAAACUGGAGCUUCUGGUCAGACAUUGGAGGAAGCCAAAAAGAUCAACAAAUCACUCACUGCGCUUGGCAUGGUCAUCAACUCUCUCACCGAUGGAAAAUCAAGCCACAUUCCCUACCGUGAUUCAAAGCUAACUCGUAUCUUGCAAGAAUCGCUCGGUGGUAACUCUCGCACUACGCUGAUCAUCAACUGUUCUCCCUCGUCAUACAAUGAAGCCGAAACCAUCUCUACGCUGCGAUUUGGUAUGAGAGCUAAAUCCAUCAAGAAUAAGGCGAAAGUUAAUGCCGAUCUGUCACCUGCCGAACUCAAAGCACUGCUCAAAAAGGUCAAAUCAGAAACAAUCACAUUCCAGGCAUACAUUGCAGCACUUGAAGGCGAAGUUACAGUAUGGCGUGGUGGCAACACCUUACCCGAGGACAAGUGGGUGUCUAUGGACAAGAUCAACAAGGGUGACUAUUCUGCCCUGCCUCCUGCUUCUAACUUUAGAGCAUCCUCCGUUGCAGAAGACGCUUCUCGUCCUACUACUCCAUCUGUUGUUCUGGAAAAAGACGAGCGUGAAGAGCUGCUGAAGCGUGAAAAUGAGCUAAUGGAUCAAAUUGCUGAAAAGGAGACGGAGCUCGCUAACCGUGAAAAACUGCUGGAAUCCUUGAAGGAAGAAAUGGGAUACUAUAAAGAGCAAGAAGCUAUUGUCACUAAAGAGAAUCAACAAAUGACAUCGGAACUGAGCGAACUCAGACUGCAGCUUCAAAAGAUCUCGUACGAGAGCAAGGAGAAUGCCAUCAACGUGGACUCGCUCAAGGAAGCAAAUCAAGAGCUGAUUGCCGAGCUGGAAGAGCUCAAGAAGAACCUUCAAGAGGUCCGUCUUGCCCACAAGGACAGCAGUGAUAACGAGAAGGAGAAGAAGAAGGCGCAAAAAUUGGCCCAGAUUAUGUUCAAAUUGGAUCCAUCUAGUGAGAUUAACGAAAAAGAACGUCAAAUUCGUGAUUCGCUGCACAAGAUUGAGAAUGAAGGCCAUGGCGCUCUCAGCCUGGAAGAGCUGGUUGCUCUUCGUCGUGAUCUGGCAGAGUCCAAAAUCUUGUUGGAUCAGCACAGCAAGACGAUCACUGACAUUUCGUACGAAAAGGAAGUGCUCGAGAAGAAGAAGCUGGAGCUGGAUGCCAAGUUUGGUCAUCUGGAGCAGGAAUACGAGGAGCUUCUUGAUAAGACAAUUGCUGAGGAAGAAGUGGCUGCACAAAAGAAUGCAGACAUGGAAGAAACCAUCUCUACAUUGAAGAGCAAAUUAGAGGCACAAUAUGCAACCAAGAAGGAGAUGCAACAGAAGGAAAUUGAAGAUCUCCAGCAAGAAAUCGCUGAAAAGAAUGAGAAUCUACACAAACUCACUGGCUCUCUGUCGGCUCUCAAGGACGCCAACGAUCAACUUCAGAGUGCCCUUUCAGAUCAGCCUACUCAAGCCCAAAACGGCGACUUGUCAGAGCGUGAAAAGGAGCUGGAACGUAUGCGCAAGAGCAUGGCUAAGGAAUUGGCCGACUUUGAGACCAUGAAGAAGGUGCUGAUGAGAGAUCUCCAAACGCGUUGCGAAAAGGUCGUUGAACUCGAGAUGUCUUUGGAUGAGACCCGCGAGCAAUACAACAAUGUCUUGAGAGCAAGCAACAACAAGGCUCAGCAAAAGAAGAUGGCAUUCUUGGAGCGUAAUUUGGAGCAACUCACCAAUGUGCAAAAGCAGCUUGUUGAGCAAAAUUCGUCAUUGAAGAAGGAAGUUGCUCUUGCAGAGCGCAAGCUGAUUGCUCGUAAUGAGCGUAUUCAAAGCCUGGAGACUCUCUUGCAAGACGCCCAAGAGAAACUGAUCAAUCAAAACCAGAAAUUCGAAGCACAACUCCAAGCUGUCCGUGAGCGUCUUGAACAAGCUCGCUCUCAAAAAUCUCAAAAUUCCAUGGCAUUGAACUUUGGUCGUGUCGCUAAACCUCUUCGUGGUGGUGGAGCUGUUGUUGAGAAUGGUGAAAACUCGCCUACUUCACCCACUGAGAAGCGUGAUAAGCGUAACUCUUGGAUUCCUGGCUUUAUGGGAUCCAGAUAG